AUGUCUCUAUCUAUUCGAUCGUUGAAUAAGCCGGCUGGCAAGUCGCAUCACCGAUCCACGUAUCUUCCUGCUUUGGUCGCUGCCUCGGGUGGAUUCGUCGUAGGAUAUGAUUCCGGCGCGAUAUCAGGGAUUCUCGCCAUGCCAGCAUUUGCCGAGACUUUUUUAUACAAGGACAAUGCGUAUCGACAGGCCCUCCUGGUGGCCAUGAUGUUACUCACGGCAACCCUUGGUGGCUUAAUAUCUGGACAAUUAUGUGAUUCCAUUGGUCGUAAACGGACGAUUCUCGUCGGUACCUAUGUGUUUGCACUGGGAGCUCUUUUUGAAACCAUUGGUGUACACUUUGCCAUGCUGAUUAUUGGCCGCUUGCUCGUGGGGUUUGGCGAAGGGUUUCUCACCAAUGCGAUUCCUCUUUAUCACUCUGAAAUUGCUCCUCCUGAGAUCCGUGGUCGUCUGAUUAGUUUGUACAGCUGCACAUGCUCCUUGGGGACGAUUGUUGGUUACUUUGUCAAUUUUGGGACAAGUCAUUUCCAAUCGUCGUGGUGCUGGCGAACCCCUUUCCUUAUCCAACUCGUCAUUUGCAUCUUACUCUCUUUCACAUGGUUCUUGCCCUUUUCCCCUCGCUGGCUGAUCGACAAGGGUCGAACCGACGAAGCGUUGCAAGUGAUUGCUCAAUUGCACGGCACCACUAUCUCGGAUCCCGAUGUGCUAAGCGAAUUUGAAACGAUUGUGGCCGAAAAUCAUUUCGAACAAAGCCUCGGCGAGCGUACGUGGAAGGAACUCUUUCAAGGCACCAACCUCAAGCGGACGUUGUUUGCCCUGUUUACGGGCAACGGCGCGGCGUUCACAGGCACCGAUGCCAUCUCGUACUAUGCUCCCCAGAUUUUCAAGCAAGCCGGCCUUCAGGAUACCGCUCUCUCUUUGGCCACCAGUGGAGCUAGUCAUGCCCUUUCGUUGGUCGUCAAUGUUCUGGCCAUGCUAUUGAUCGAUCGCAUCGGUCGUCGUCUGGUGUUUGCUAGUGGCGCUUUCCUCAUGGGCGCUUCCAUGUAUAUUGUGGGUGCCUUGUUCAUGGCGUGUUUUGAACUGGACCCUACAGGAAACGUGGAACUGUUGAAUCCUUCGGCGCGCAAUUCGGUCAUUGCUUUUAUCUUUAUCUUCCAAGCCGCCUAUGCUUACAGCUGGGGUCCCGUCGCGUACAUCUAUCCUGCGGAAAUCCUCAAUAUGCGGUGUCGUGCCAAAGGUCUAGCCCUCGCUUAUGGUCUCAAUUGGACGGUGGGUAUUUUCAUGACGUUUGUGAUGCCCAUUUUCAUGGAUAACACUAUCUACGGUGGCUACUACUUCUUUGGUGGAACCUGCACGCUUCUUCUGAUCGGGUGCUACUUCUUACCGGAGACCAAAGGUUACAGCUUGGAAGAAAUCGACCAGAUUUUCAAUCCGCAUUCAUUGGAAUAA
Molecule: messenger RNA, 1449 nt
Organism: Radiomyces spectabilis
Lineage: Eukaryota; Fungi; Mucoromycota; Mucoromycetes; Mucorales; Radiomycetaceae
Product: general substrate transporter
Exons: 2
Coding region: 1-1449 (482 amino acids)
Biological process (GO): carbohydrate transport; transmembrane transport
Cellular component (GO): membrane
Molecular function (GO): carbohydrate:proton symporter activity
Source: RefSeq, a predicted model, not a curated record